Molecule: messenger RNA, 613 nt
Organism: Zingiber officinale
Lineage: Eukaryota; Viridiplantae; Streptophyta; Magnoliopsida; Zingiberales; Zingiberaceae
Product: RNA polymerase II transcriptional coactivator KIWI-like
Exons: 2
Coding region: 46-306 (86 amino acids)
Biological process (GO): positive regulation of transcription initiation by RNA polymerase II
Cellular component (GO): transcription regulator complex; nucleus
Molecular function (GO): DNA binding; transcription coactivator activity
Source: RefSeq, a predicted model, not a curated record
CGAAUUCCUGGUAAGAAGAGGCAGAGCAGCGGGAGUGUAGUAGAUAUGUGGAGGAAAGGCUGGAAGAGGAAGGCCGAAGGAGACUCUGCUGGCAACGCUGAAGCUUCCCGCUCCAGGAAAUUCCCUAAGGGGGAUUCUGAAGACGGCGGGGGAGAGGAUGACAUCAUCGUCUGUGAGAUUUCAAAGAAUCGGAAGGUUUCGGUGCGGCAGUGGCAGGGGAACGUCGUCGUUGACAUCAGAGAGUUCUAUGUGAAGGACGGCAAGGAAAUGCCUGGGAAGAAAGGUCCACUCUUUUUACAAUAUUGAUUUUUACAGUAGGUUCUAAGUAGUGGCUAGGGAUUAGGAAAUGCAUACUGGAUUUGUUCCCUUCCUCUUCUUAAUAAAGGAGUUGGAAUCCCAAGUCUUUAAUUUUAUUGAAUUACUUAAUUUAAUUGAUAAAUAAUACAAACUGUAGGGUUGUAAAGAUAGAGCGAAGGGUGAAGGAAGGGGGAAAGGAUAUGUAUCCCAUGUUUGGGAGAAAUUGCCAAUGAAAAAGGUGAUCCAGCUCCCUUGCUCUUCCUUCCUCCUAUGUAAUUUCUUGCCCCUCCAAGUUGGGGAAUAAGGAGAGUGAAGA